AGCGAACGAUGGGGGGAAAAAAAUCCCACUCUUGUUUCUUUUUCUCCGGCAUCACCGUCAUUAACAUGUAGACCGGUGCGCGUCAAAAGACCCGGAGCGUAAUGGUGUCUUCUAUCAGAGGAGAAUAUCUUUCUGACUAUAGUUGUGAAUAAAAAAAAACAAACAACCAAAAACAUUUUGGAUUAACGCCGCACUUGUUCUGGGCUAAAGGGUUUCCUUAAUUUGUUUCCGCGCGUGUGUAGAUGUUGGACCGCAUUUUACCCGAGUUUCUACCCUCUGGAGUGAAAAGUGCGCCAGUCUUAUUUCCCAGGCUUAUUUCCAACGCUUGAACGUCGGGAUUCUUUUUUUCUUGGAGGGGGGGUAUCUGGCUUUUGAGAAGGGAAUGGACCUUAUCCUAACGGGACGUAACGCACAGAGGAAUAUUGUCUGAGGUGGAGGGAAAAAGCAGCGGAUGGGAUCCUUCCAUACCGGGAACAGACGUUGGACCUUACUAAGUACAUCGAGUACAGCCACCACAUCUACGGCACCACUAUUCCUGCAGCUGCUGCUGCACAUGGCGGUAUGCUCAUCUCAAAAUAAUGGAAACCUUCUUCACUGACUGGUUCGUCUACCUUCUGAGAAGCGGUGCCUAAAGAUGAAAUCUUUAUCGUAUUCUUCGGUUGGUUAUUGGCAGGACCUUUCCGAGGAAUAGUUUCCCCAUUGUGAGGAAUAUUUCUCGAAUUUGCCUUCACCAAGCUGGAGGAAACUAACGGUUGCUGCAUUUUCUACUGGAUGUUUCGCACUGCCUGGGUUUUAACAAAGGAUCCUUAGCAACCACGACCGUCACCUGCUCCAGAGCUACCCCUCUUGCUUAUGCCUGUGUGUGAAUGUGAUUUAAAUGUGAUUGUGUGUUUGUGUUUGUAUCUGCAUGGCAUAAGUGAGAUAGAAAAUAAGGAUUUUUACCCUUCAGAAAGGACAAGAAAGAAAACAAGUUGAAAAAAGAGGAGUAGCAGCUAUGUCCCAGUGGAGGCACUAUUUGAGGACUGGGUGUCGACUGCUUCAGACUGCCAGAAGUGGGAGCAGGAGGAUGGGAUAUGUAGGGCUCGAAGUUUCCUUAAGCGCAGGUUGGUGGGCGUCCACCCUAAUGUGGUUGGGACUGCUGCUUCUGCAGACAUGUCCGGCUGCCGUAUCAGCUCAGAAACUUGACGAGAACGACCCGGUCGUCACCACCACCUACGGCAAGCUGCGUGGCAUCAAGAAGGAGCUCAACAACGAAAUCCUGGGUCCUGUCGUGCAGUUUCUUGGAGUCCCCUAUGCUGCCCCACCCACCGGCGAGCGCCGUUUCCAGCCUCCCGAGCCACCAACAUCGUGGCCGGACACACGCAACGCCACUCACUUUGCCCCGGUGUGUCCUCAGAGCAUCGUAGAGGGACGCCUUCCGGAUGUCAUGCUGCCGGUGUGGUUUACCAAUAGCAUUGACGUGGUGUCCACGUACGUCCAGGACCAGAGUGAGGACUGCCUCUAUCUUAACAUCUACGUCCCCACUGAGGAUGGUCCCCUUACAAAGAAACACACUGAUGAUUUAGGUGAUAAUGACCGCACGGACGAUGAAGACAUUAGGGAGAGUGGAAGCCCCAAGCCGGUAAUGGUUUUCAUCCACGGGGGCUCCUACAUGGAAGGAACUGGGAAUAUGUUUGAUGGCAGCAUCCUCGCCAGCUAUGGGAAUGUGAUUGUCAUAACUGUCAACUACCGGCUGGGCGUCCUAGGAUUCCUGAGUACAGGUGACCAGGCAGCCAAGGGGAAUUACGGCUUGUUGGAUCUGAUCCAGGCUCUGCGUUGGACCAGUGAGAACAUAGCGGCCUUCGGCGGCGACCCGUUGCGUAUCACGGUGUUCGGCUCAGGCGCCGGAGCUUCUUGUGUGAACCUGCUCACGCUGUCACACUACUCUGAAGGCAACCGCUGGAGCAACUCCACCAAAGGUCUUUUCCAGAGAGCCAUCGCCCAGAGUGGCACUGCUUUGUCUAGCUGGGCCGUCAGUUUUCAGCCAGCCAAGUAUGCCCGGAUGCUGGCCCGUAAGGUGGGCUGCAACCUGGAAGACACUGUCGAGCUGGUGGCCUGCCUACAGAGAAAACAUUACAAGGAGCUUGUGGAUCAAGACAUCCAACCGGCCCGUUAUCAUAUUGCCUUUGGUCCUGUUAUUGACGGGGAUGUAAUACCUGACGAUCCUCAGAUACUGAUGGAGCAAGGUGAGUUCCUCAACUAUGAUAUCAUGCUGGGAGUGAACCAAGGCGAGGGCCUGAAGUUUGUGGAGCUCAUCGUCGACAACGAGAAUGGCGUCCAGGCCAAUGACUUCGACUACGCCGUGUCCAGCUUCGUGGAUGAUCUCUAUGGCUACCCAGAGGGAAAAGACAUCCUCAGAGAGACCAUCAAGUUUAUGUACACCGACUGGGCCGACAGGCACAACCCAGAGACCCGCCGGAAGACGCUGCUGGCCCUUUUUACUGAUCACCAGUGGGUGGCACCAGCUGUCGCCACAGCUGACCUGCACUCCAGUUUUGGCUCACCAACCUACUUCUAUGCCUUCUACCACCACUGUCAGACCGAACAGGUACCACCGUGGGCAGAUGCAGCACAUGGAGAUGAGAUCCCAUAUGUCUUCGGCUUACCAAUGAUUGGACCGACAGAGCUGUUUCCCUGCAAUUUUUCCAAGAACGACGUGAUGCUCAGUGCUGUGGUCAUGACCUACUGGACCAACUUCGCCAAAACAGGGGACCCAAACCAGCCUGUCCCCCAGGACACCAAGUUCAUCCACACCAAGCCCAAUCGUUUUGAAGAAGUGGCAUGGACGCGCUACAACCAGAAAGACCAGCUUUACCUGCACAUUGGCCUGAAGCCCCGGGUCAAAGAGCACUACCGUGCCAACAAGGUCAACUUGUGGUUGGAGCUGGUUCCUCAUCUACACAGCCUCAAUGAGGUCACCCAGCUCAUACCCACCACCACCAAGAUCCCUCCACCAGAAGCCACCAACCGCACCCCAAAGACCAAAGUUCUGGUGACCAAACGCCCAAACCCAACACCAUUCCCCACCGAGACCCAGGACAGCCACAACCAGCCACACCUGGUGGACCAGCGUGACUACUCCACCGAGCUGUCAGUGACCAUUGCUGUGGGAGCCUCAUUGCUUUUCCUCAACAUCUUGGCCUUCGCUGCACUUUACUACAAGAAGGACAAGCGCCGACACGACGUCCACAGACGCUGCAGUCCCCAGCGGAGCACCGCAAACGACCUGGCCCACACUCAGGAGGAGGAGAUAAUGUCCCUGCAGAUGAAGCAGCACUCGGACCUGGACCGGGACUGCAGAGGCAUGGGUGACUCUCUGCACCCGCACGAUGUGGUGCUGAGGACUGCCUGCCCACCAGACUACACACUGGCCAUGAGGCGCUCACCGGACGACAUCCCGCUCAUGACGCCAAACACCAUAACCAUGAUCCCCAGCACCAUGGGAGGGCUAACCUCGCUCCACUCGUUCAACACCUUCCCCAGCAGUGGGCAGAAUAACACCCUGCCCCACCCACACCCACACUCACACUCCACCACGCGAGUAUAGCCCAGUGGAUCCAACCACGCAGGCAGGACUCUGACGGCCCAGGCAGCUAACAGCUAACACUGCUGCUACAGCAGAGACUCACUGUAAGGCUGACUUGCUGACAAACACAGAUAUGUCAAGAGCUGAAACGCCAGGCUGGAGUUGCCAGACACCAAUGGAAUUACGCUGGGAUUGUACGACACCCUGUUAAUACCUGAGGGAAUAUAUUCAAGGGUUUCUGAGGGUUUGGACCAGAGGGGGAAAAAAGGAAAACUAUGUUUUUGUACAAAAGUAAGACAAGAAGAAGAAAAAAUACAUAUAAAGAGUUUAAGAAAAACAACCUCACAAGCUAAAACAAAGAGGAGGAUGUUUUUUUUUUUAUUAUUGUUUUUGUUCUAAUACUGCAGCAAAACAAGGUACAGUAAAAUACUUUUCUUUAUAGCGACAGAUAUGGCCUUCGGGAUCUUUUGACAAAUGACUGCUUGGCAGUAUUAUCUGGAAGCAGAACAGAGCAUCAGACACGCCUUGGAGGUGAGAAGAGGGCAGCACUUUGUAAAAGGAAGAAAACAUUGUUUUCCUUUGGCAUCACACUGCAGAUUACUCUGUUCGUGGGGCACAAAGUAGAUGCCAUGCAAACCAAUUUUGGCAUGUCUUAACAUCGUAAAUGGAGGCCAUGUAAGAUAAGGCAAAAAACAUUUGCUGUGAAGAAAGGACUGAAAACUCAAGAAAAAAAGAAACCCUGUAUGCACAACAGAACCAUUUUGAAGAAAAAAAACAAUCUUGCAAAUACUUUUCAUCCAUUUAUUUUUGAGGAUUGGGAACAAUUUUAUUGUAUAUGACUAAUUUACAUAGCUAGAUCUGUACACUAAGCACUGAGGCUGUUUGAGCCCUCUUGGGAGGGCCAUCCAUACUGCAAACGUGCCAGUCGGACUGAACCAGUGGGAAGUGGAGUCCACCUACUGGCUUUCUGGCAGUUCCAACUUCAACACAGAGAGCUGGGGACAAAGGAUAACUGGAUAAUAUUAGCACGAUGCGCAUGACAAUUUAUCUGCUUGAUGGCUGCUCUGCUGAUUAUGUCAUUAUUGAGAAUAAUUUUCACCCUCUCCCUUGCACUGGAGAAAUUUCAGACAUAUUUCCUGAUUGGAUUACAGGAAAACACACACCCUUGCAGGACCAUGGGAAAUGCGGUUCCAGGUUGUGGAUGUUGUGGGCUGGAGAUGGGGACAGAGUUGGGAUGGGGCUGGGAAUGUGGUAAAACUUUCUUGCAUAACAUAAUAUAGCUUGAGUGGAGCUGGGCAUAUAAGGACUAGUUUUGUACUCUGUGUGUUGGUACUACUUUUUGAUAGUGGUUAAAUCACAUUACACUGUAUCAAUCAAACUCAUUGUACCUUCAGUUGAAAUCAGUGUUCUUUGCUAUUCUACCUAUUGGACCACUAUACCGUAUAGAAGUAAUUACCUGCACUGUUUAUUCAAUUGCCCAUUUUCCUUUACUGUAACCCGGGAGGUAUGUCGACUGAAUGACACAGUGGAUGCCCAUCGACGAGAAACACAGUGGAAAAAUGUGGUGGAAGAAUGACACUCUGGGUUUUCUGCUCACAUUGAAGAGCCGUUUAAAAAUAAGAAUGCCUAACGCGACUACUACAAGUCAAAGGCCAAGCACAGACAGGUCACAGUGGGUGGAACUCUUAAGAAACACACAGCAGGGGGGUGAGAGGAAGGCUAGGACCAGGGUAAGUCAAAGGCCCUGAUGCACUUUCUUCUAGUUUCCUUCAUUAGUCAAGGUUGACCAUGUCAGGGCGUGCAUCAUGUUAAGGGGAUGUGUGUGGAGCAGAAAGGCUACUCGCAGCAGCAGAGAUCCACAGUUACCUCAUUUGGAAGAGCUAUUUUUUUUUUUUUUUUUUGCCCCCACUCUUAAGUUACCUGGGAUUCUCUCCAUCUCACGUUUUAUACUGAACCGACAACGUGGGUUGUUUAGCAAAGCGGCUAAUCUCGCAUCCACAGUGUCUUGAGUUGACCAUCUCCUGCAACUCUACCGGCCACUUUUAACACCUUUAGAUCGGCCAAGCUUUGGCAUCAAAGCGACAUUAGCCACCUGUGUAGAAAAGUGUCAGACAGCAAAGAAGGCUGUACUCGACCCGGGCUGCUUCGAAAGGCUGAAGUCACUGUGGGGUAAAGUGGUAAUGUUCACAACAAACGACAGAGAGGAAUACCCUAGACGGGAAGGCUAUUGUGCUCGGAUACAGAACUCAGUUUGCCGCCACAGAGAUGCUACUUAGUGAGCUGAAAUGCUUGUCUCCCUGUUUUCUCUUCACCAAAAUGUGGAUGUGUGGAGGCCUCUGUUGUGUGAAUACAUCCUGCCCCUUUAGGUUUGCUCACAGGCACUGUGCAGUCACUCAAAAUAAUGAGUGCAGACUACUGUUAGCCCGUAUAAUAUUGUGGCAAACAAGCUGGAUGGGAGGAUGAAAUAUUGUCUGUCAUAAGGCGUGUUACAUUCUGGAAUAUCAUUUAAAUUUAAUAUGCUAAUUAUUUCGGUUUGCUCCAGAUUGUUCCCCGGAAUUAAUUGAACCACCACGGCUCAAUCUGGUGCUGAAACAAAAGGAAGACUCCAUGGCAUUCUCGCAUAUUAUUGUCAUGGGCUAGGGACUUUGUGAAAGCUUUUAUGUUUAAAACGACAGCAACCACUAAAUAAAAGUGCAGACUUUUGAAUCUGAAACUAAUAUCGGUCCCGUAGGUUUGUUAGCACUGUAUCGAGCUCUGGCACUGAGCUUACCGGUUGCUGUGGUCAGACUAGCUGGGACACCUCACAA
This is a messenger RNA of Mugil cephalus (flathead mullet), 6372 nucleotides long. RefSeq names its product neuroligin 1 (gene nlgn1). Bases 995 to 3586 code for a protein of 863 amino acids. Gene Ontology annotation, cellular component: cell surface; postsynaptic specialization membrane; synapse. The record is from RefSeq and is a predicted model, not a curated record. Gene Ontology annotation, biological process: synaptic vesicle endocytosis; postsynaptic membrane assembly; neuron cell-cell adhesion. Gene Ontology annotation, molecular function: neurexin family protein binding; signaling receptor activity. NCBI's taxonomy places the organism in Eukaryota, Metazoa, Chordata, Actinopteri, Mugiliformes, Mugilidae. The transcript has 11 exons.